Molecule: messenger RNA, 1194 nt
Organism: Exophiala bonariae
Lineage: Eukaryota; Fungi; Ascomycota; Eurotiomycetes; Chaetothyriales; Herpotrichiellaceae
Exons: 5
Coding region: 1-1194 (397 amino acids)
Molecular function (GO): O-methyltransferase activity
Source: RefSeq, a predicted model, not a curated record
AUGUCGGCACCACAAGACGAUAUCAAGGCUUUACUUACUCUUCGUGAUUCCCUCAAUGCAUCAAUAGAUGCUUUCGUGGGCCUAACCCCAGAGCAAAAGGCACAGAAGCCUGUCGUUGACAAGAGCCGUCAACAGAUAUGGUCUACAGCCCAAAAGAUUGUUGGACAGACCGUCAACCCACCCCAGCGAGCGACACAGAUCGCGUUCACGCCAUGGAUGAAUGCCGUAGUGCGGACCGCCUUGGAGCUGGAUUUGUUCAAUUUCUUGGAAGACUCAACUACAGCAGCGCAGCUCGCACAGAAGACGGGGGCAGAGGAGACACUGAUAGUCCGCCUCAUGCGUGUUCUUACCGGCUAUGGUAUAGUUGCUGAGCUUGGAGAACACACUUAUGGGCGGACACCGCUCUCACAGGCAUUGACGGUUCCGGCGUUGCGAGAUCUGAACAAACAUAUUUUCGACAGCAGCUGGAGCUGUAUUGGAAAGCUCCCCGCCUAUCUGGCCGACAUUGGCUAUAAGAAUCCUGAAGACCCCGACAACACAUUGUCCCACUUCGCGACUGGCACUGACUACUUCGGCUAUAUUCGUCAGGACCCAGUACGUCUCGUCCGUUUCAACUCGGCUAUGAAAGGUACCGGUGGGCUUCUCGCCAGCCCGAUUCCGAAGUCCUUGUUCGAGUCACUAGGAACAGAUGAAAAGCAAGUGGUGAUGGUUGACGUUGGUGGUGGCAUUGGCCAGGUGACCGAGAAGACCCUGGAAGAAAACGCCGGACUUAAAGGUCGAUUUGUCGUUCAAGAUUUGGGAGCCAUUGUCGAGGAGGCUCGAGAAAAGAAUCCCCAAUUUGAGGUCAUGGAAUAUGAUUUCUUCACUCCACAGCCAGUGAAAGGGGCAAACAUUUACUUCAUGCGACGGGUCUUACACGACUUUCCCGACUCGAAAUGCCGAGAAAUUCUUCGCAACCAGAUUCAUGGCAUGGUGAAAAGGCAGUCCAAAUUGUUGGUCUGCGAGACUGUGUUGCCAGCUACGGGUUGCAGUGAAUUCGAGUCAUUGGCAGACAUUAGCCGGGCAACCUUUAGCUCGAUGCAACGAAGUGAGAAGCAUUGGAGGGCACUGCUGACUAGUGUCGGUCUGAAGGUUGUCAAGGUCUGGCCACCGAAGGCUGGUCCUUUUCCUGUGAUCGAGUCAGAGCUCGAAUGA